Molecule: messenger RNA, 3474 nt
Organism: Nylanderia fulva
Lineage: Eukaryota; Metazoa; Arthropoda; Insecta; Hymenoptera; Formicidae
Source: RefSeq, a predicted model, not a curated record
AUGAGCGAUAAACUAACUGAAACCAAAAUCGAGGCAAAGACGGAGGAGAGGGAGGCAGCACAAUCCAAUGUGCAAACGGCGAGCGACACAUCUGCUCCUGCCAGAAUUCUCGUGCAGCAAGUACUGCAAGACUGGUUGCCGGAUGGAGAGCCCUGGACUCUCCCACCGACCAACCAAGAGGUGAAUAUGGAGCCAACAACGGCACAAUUAAUAUAUGGAGAAAGCUAUUCCCACGACCCGGACAAUUUCCGUAGGAGGACUAGCAGAUCAUCGGAUCGAUACGAUCCAGAACGGGAAGCACGUUCGGAUACCGAACCCAUGGAGGAUCCUCAAACCCCUGUUGUCAAUAGCUGCAAAGGCAAUGAAAAAUCAGUUGUUGUACCGGAACAAAUAGUGAUAGACGUCUUCCCCCAACAUUCUCUGUGUGGAGAGGACUCGAAUAUUUCUGGGAUAAGUAACCCAAUUAUUGGAACCGGUGAAGAUAAUAACCCACCGCAAAGAGAAAUGGACCUCGAUAUGGACAAUGCCUCGGUGGCAUCGUCAUCAGCCCAAAUAUUGGGCAAAAGAAAGAAGGCGAGACGGGACAGUGAUACAGAUGACCCGUCUCCACAAAUAAGGAGGAGAAGUUCACGAACGAGCAAGGCCCCGUGCCUGGGUUCAGAUGAGGAAUCAUCCAACAAAAGGAUCACCAGGAGUACGCACGCUGCCAAUCGAAAUGAAGUGUUAAUUAACACGGACUCCGAGCCGCAGUCCCAAUCGUGCUCGGAGGCGGAAGCUAAUGCUAAGAAGCCUUCCAAGAAGCCUGCCAGAAGGAUGAGAAGCAUAGGCGAGCCGACUAUCGAACAACGUCUCCGACCGCUCCCACUAAAUGUGGAAGAACUUUACUCAGCGCCGAUUUCCGAAGUGAGAGCCUCUGCGAUAGAAUGGCUCAACGAUAUCGAUACAAUAAGGAUCAACAGCAACUACCAGGGUGCCCUUAGUGGACAGAUACGCAAACGAGUAAAUGUGAUCAAAGAGAUCCUAAGAGUCCUUGGAGAAAAGAUUGAGGAUACUGGUGACCCGAGCUAUCUAAGGAGAAGGAACUCUGAGCUUGCAGCAGAGCUGGCGGCAUCUAAAAGAGAGACUGCCAAACUGAGAAGAGAUGUUCAGGAUCUACAAAAAAUCGUAGGAGAUCUCAAGAAGGCAAUAGAUGGAGGUCGUUUCGUCGAGAAGGCAGAGAAGGCAACCUCCCCGUUCGAAAAUCCCCGCAAGGACGCUAAGUCCAAAUCCAGGGAGAGAAGAGACACUCGCGGCAACGCAAACGCUUACAUGGACACACAAAAUGCAGAUGUGGUCAUGAGGCCUCCGAUAAAAGGAGUCUCCAAACCGAUACCUGCAGUGGAGACAAGUACACUAAGAGACUUACAUGAUGAGGACGCAGAGCUAUCCAGACGCAUCGCUGAACUCGCAUCCCAAAGGAAACUACUGCGACAAUCCUUCCAGAAACAGGGAAAAGAAAACCCUGCUACUGGCCCUGUCCCAGCUGGAACCCCACAGGAUGCUGCUAAAAAUAAACCUAGAGUGAUAAGCAAUACCCAAAUCGUUGCUCCAAAAGAGACAAGGACCCAAAACCCACAAACGGUGGCCCAAUUCAAUGAUCCAGCGGCAGGCCCCAGCCAGAGGAGCGAUGCCUGGCAGAAGGUCGAGUCCAAAAAGGACAAGCGUCUAAGGAAAAAAGAGGCUAAACAAGCCGCUCUCAAUAGCCAAAAGGCUAAUAAUGUGAAGCCGAAUAACAACGGCAACAACGGCGAAGUCAAGAGGAGAAGACCACCCAGGACAGCAGCAGUCGCUAUCAAGGGCGUAACGAACGACUUCUCAUACGCGGCAGCCCUGAAAAAACUCAGGGAAGUAAUAUCGCUAAGCGAUUUAAAUAUAGACAAGUCGUCUAUAAGACAUUCCGCCAGCGGCGGAAUCGUCAUUGAAGUCCCCGGCAAAGAUAAAGCCGAAAAAACUGAAGCCCUGAGAGAAAAAGUCUCCAUCGUACUCGGAGAGUCGGCAACGGUUACAAGACCUGUCGUCAAAGGCGAAAUGAGACUCAUCGGACUCGAUGACUCGGUUGUCCCGGACGAAGUGGCAGACGUCAUCGCCACUGCAGGAGACUGUAAGGCCGAAGAAGUAAAGGUCGGCACAAUAAGACCCAUGACAAAUGGGCUAUUCACGGUGUGGGCCCAGUGUCCCUUAGCAGCCGCAAUCAAAGCGACCCAGAAGGGCAAAAUUAGAAUAGGUUGGACCGUCGCCCGUAUAGACCUUCUAAAAGCCAGGCCGACCCAAUGCUAUAAGUGUUGGGGUCAUGGUCACUUAAGAAAUAAGUGCACGGCUACGGUUGACAGGAGCCAAACCUGCUUCAGAUGUGGUGGAGAGAAUCAUCCCGCCCUUAAAUGCCAGAACCCAAUUCGCUGCAUUUUGUGUGUCGAGCAAGGAAAAGACCCCAACCAUAGAGUGGGGUCUAAUCAGUGUAAAGCGAACUUUAAGGCGCAACCCAAUCCCAUCACAGCAGAAGACCCGGACCGGAGGCCGGUUGCUAUGGAGAUAGGAAAUGAAGUAUCGAAUUCUCCAAUCUCCAGAGAGGAAUUUCUUACCUUCCUCGACGAGCUAAGUGUAGCUAUAAGAAUAUUGGGCGGUCGAACCCUCAUUUGCGGUGACUUCAACGCGAAAUCCUCACAGUGGGGCUCCCGAAACACCGACCGCAGAGACGAACUCGUGGACGAAUGGGCAGCGGAGCAUGAUCUGCGUUUGAUUAAUUCAGGCGCUCUCCCAACCUGCAUAAGACCCCAAGAUGAUGGUUAUCUAAAUGUCAAUGAUCGAAGUAGUAAUAGUCAAAAAUAUCCAAGAUGGAAUAUCAAAAAGAUGGAUAUCGAUAAAUUUCGGGCCGCAAUACUCUGGAACUGCACAAACUCCGACGAUCAGCCUACGGAGAAAACUGCAGAAGAUCAGGCUAAAUGGAUCGAGCGCUCCAUCCACCAAGCGUGUGAUACUCAGAGAAGACCUAUAGCUACGAGAAGAGCAUGGUCCCAUGCAAAGCAAAGAAGAAGACCCCUGGAGAUUUUAACACCACUUCGGGAUCGGUAUAAAGUGGCUAGAAAAGCCCUUAAAAGCGAAAUUAGUAAGGCAAAAUACAUAGCCUGGCAGGAUCUCAUUCAAACGAUCGAGGACGAUCCCUGGGGCCUGCCCUAUAAGGUAGUCCUGAAGAAACUGCGCAGAUCUUCUCCUAGCCUUACCGAAACACUCAAUGAGGACACGGUAAACACUCUCCUGGAAUCCUUGUUCCCGAGUGGAGUUGAAACGGACCCUAAUGAGCUAUGGCCUAACUGGCAAUGGCCUGAAGAGACGGCAGAGGAAUACAACAUCACCGCCAAAGAAGUAUUCACCACCAUCAAACGAAAAGCCGGCAAUAACACGGCCCGGGACCGGACGGGAUCAAAACAAGGAUACUAG